GAGUCACAGCAUAUACUGUGCAGUGUGCCGGAGUAGUGUGCCGCCCCGUUGAAAAGUCGGACGUCGUCGUCGCUCUCCGUCCCGGACGAACGAUUCAAAAGGGUGUGCGUGCGCGUGACCGUAAAUCGCAACGAGGAGAGCGAGUAAAGGACGAACGGACGGAGAGAGAGCGUGCUUCGCGCGAGCGGAGAAAGGCAGCCGGAGGAAAUAGAAAACCGCGUCGUCACGGUACACCCUGACGUCGUCGUCGUCGUCUUUAUCGUUCCCGUUUUUUUCUUCGUUCUUCGUAGUCCGAUCCGAGUGGCCUAGUCGCGGAAAUGGCAGUCGGCGCACAGAUCGACACGUCCGAGCGGGAGACCGGCAGCGCGAAGAUACCCCUGCUGAACGGCGAUCAGGUGCACGAUGCCACGAAGGUGACCGAAGUGAGCAAGGAGGCAAAUGAAAAUGGAAGCACAAGCACGGCCACGGAGAACGUUGUGGAAAAGGGGGAAGUUGAAGCGACGAAGGAAGGUGAAAAGGAGAAGAAUGAAGACAAUAAAAACAGUGAUAAGAACGAGAAGGACGGCACUGACAAGGAGAAGGAUGCCUCGAAUGAGCAAGAAGUUGUUUUCAUUCAGGACAUGGGCUUCACUGUCAAGAUUGUCAGUCCCGGUUCUGAACCCUUUGACAUUCAGGUGUCCAGUAUGGAGCUCGUACAGGAAAUUCAUCAGUUACUUAUGGACCGCGAAGACACGUGUCACCGCACGUGCUUUUCACUGCAGCUGGAUGGCAACACGUUGGACAACUUCGCCGAACUGAAGAAUAUCGAGGGCCUGAAGGACGGCUCGAUCAUCAAAGUGGUGGAGGAGCCGUACACGAUGCGGGAGGCGCGCAUACAUGUGCGACACGUACGCGAUCUGCUGAAGUCUGUGGAUCCCGCGGACGCUUACAACGGCGUCGAGUGCAGCAGCCUGUCGUUUCUCAAUGUUGUCACGAACGGUGAUAUCCUAGAGAAGAAGAAGACCCGGGCGGAUUCGGUCGAUUGCACGCCACCCGAUUACAUUAUACCCGGUUGUAGAGAUAGGCCCCUGUUGCCUCUCCAACCACAGGCGAAGGAGCAAAAGUGCCCGCCGUGUCUCAAGGUCCUAACAACGUCAGGAUGGAAUCCACCACCUGGCCACAGAAAACUUCACGGCGAUCUGAUAUACUUACACGUGGUCACAUUGGAGGACAAGCAAUAUUAUUUGACCGCGUGCGCCAGAGGUUUCUUUGUCAACCAGUCAACCAAAGAAGUGUUUAAUCCUAAACCAGCUACACCUAGCCAUUUAUGUCACAGUUUGAUCGAGCUGUUGAAUCAGCUCAGUCCAACCUUUAAACGAGGAUUUGCUUCUAUGCAACGGCGCAGGACUCAGAGGCAUCCCUUCGAACGAGUGGCCACACCUUAUCAGCUGUAUGCCUGGAGCGCACCGCAAAUCGAACACACCAUUGAUGCAAUUCGCGCGGAAGACACCUUUUCCUCUAAGUUGGGAUACGAGGAACACAUCCCGGGACAAACACGCGAUUGGAACGAGGAACUGCAAACUACGAGGGAAUUACCGCGUAAAAACCUUCCCGAAAGAUUGCUACGAGAGCGUGCCAUUUUUAAGGUCCACAGUGACUUCGUGGCGGCCGCGACUCGCGGAGCGGUGGCGGUUAUCGAUGGCAACGUGAUGGCGAUCAAUCCUGGCGAGGAAGCUAAAAUGCAGAUGUUCAUCUGGAACAACAUCUUCUUCUCGCUCGGCUUCGACGUGCGCGAUCAUUAUAAGGAGUUGGGCGGUGACGCUGCGGCCUUUGUUGCGCCUCGCAAUGAUCUGCAAGGUGUCCGAGUAUAUGCGGCUGUGGACUUGCCCGGUCUCUAUACUCUCGGCACUGUCGUCAUCGAUUAUAGAGGCUACCGCGUCACCGCGCAAUCUAUCAUACCAGGUAUACUGGAACGCGAGCAAGAACAAUCGGUAGUCUAUGGGUCGAUCGACUUCGGGAAGACGGUUCUCACGCAUCCAAAGUAUCUUGAAUUGUUAAACAAAGCUGGGCAGCAGUUGAAAAUUCUUCCUCAUAAAGUGAUCAACGACGCAGGCGAGGAAAUCGAACUUUGUAGCAGUGUGGAAUGCAAGGGUAUCAUUGGUAACGAUUCGCGGCAUUAUGUGCUUGAUUUGUUGAGGACCUUCCCACCCGAUGUAAAUUUUCUGAAACUUGAAGGUGUGGAACUGAGCAAAGAAGCACGAGCCUUAGGUUUCCCAGUGGAACACAAGCACAGACUGGCCUGUCUGCGGCAGGAACUCAUAGACUCGUUUGUCGAGGCCAGGUACGUUCAAUUUAUCAAGCACGCGGCCGUUCAUCUUCAACAGCUUACAUCAGUUAGAAGAUCUCAAAAGGAAAAAGAGACGACUGUAAAGGAAGAUAAGAAGGAGGACAAAAAGGAAGAUUCGACUGCUAUUGUAACAGUGGACAGUAACAAGGAAGACUGCGCUCAAUCUCUAAUAGAGGCUGAUGAGGCUAAGAAGAUUGUUGAGAGCAUCACUGACUCAAUCACAGGCGGUGAGAAACAAGAACUGGAGGAAAGCACGAGAGAGAUAGUACGAAGAGCGGCGACGGCGGUGGGUAGUCUGCGAGAAGCCGAGUUCGACGUGAGAUUCAAUCCGGACGUGUUCUCGCCCGGCGUCAAGCAUCCAGAUCCUAAUGGUCCCGAUCUGAAGAAGCAGAAGCAGUUGGUGAAGGACGCCGCGGACUUCUUGCUCACUGUGCAACUGCCGACAUUUAUUCGAGAGUGUCUGGAUCAUACAGCGGCCGCGAUGGACGGUAGCACGUUAGUGGAGGCUCUCCAUGGUAGAGGCAUUAAUAUUCGCUAUCUCGGUAAAUUGGCGGCUAUGUUAGCAGCGGUACCACAGUUGCAGUAUCUCAACCGCAUUGCUGUAUCUGAGCUGAUCCUCCGAUCGGCCAAACACAUUUUUACCUCUUACAUGCAGGGUACGGAACUGAUGAGUCUAUCCGCGGCCGUCAGCCACUUUCUGAAUUGCUUGCUGUCGUCGGCACAGAUUAUACACCCGCAACAAAAUCUAGAAGAGCUUCAGAGCAAAACUGCCAAACGCCGCAAUAAACGCAAGGGGAGGAACAACGGGCCACUGCAGUCGGAAGUAGAGUGGGCAUCGUUGACGCCUAAAUCAUUAUGGCAGCAAAUUAAGGGUGACUUAAAGGCUUAUUAUGACUGGGAAACACCAAGCCCGGAAUCUGUGGAAGCCACGAUAGAACACUUCCAUUUACAAAAAAUUUCACUGUUGCGCGGCUUCUGCGUCAAGACCGGUAUUCAGAUACUACUACGCGAAUACAACUUCGAAAACAAGAACCGUGCGACGUUCUUCGAAGAAGACAUAUUGAACAUCUUCCCCGUCGUCAAACAUAUCAAUCCUAGAGCUAGCGACGCAUAUAACUUUUACACCACCGGCCAAAGCAAGAUCCAACAAGGAUAUUUAAAGGACGGAUAUGAACUAAUCAGCGAAGCGCUGAAUCUUCUGAAUAAUGUCUAUGGUGCUAUGCAUCCCGAAAUUGCCCAGUGUCUAAGAAUGUUAGCAAGAUUGAACUACAUAAUGGGUGACCAUGCGGAGGCACUCGCCACUCAGCAGAAGGCUGUGCUCAUGUCGGAGAGGGUUAAUGGUAUUGAUCAUCCAUACACCAUAACAGAAUAUAUACAUCUCGCCUUAUAUUCUUUUGCCAACGGGCAAGUAUCCGUAUCAUUAAGAUUACUGUACAGAGCACGUUAUCUAGCAUUAUUAGUCUGCGGUGAAGAUCACCCGGAAGUGGCUUUACUCGACAGUAACAUCUCGCUGAUUCUGCACGCGGUCGGCGAGUACGAGUUGUCGUUGCGUUUCCUGGAACACGCGUUAGCCUUGAAUCUACGUUAUCACGGUCCUCAUUCGUUGAAGGUUGCGGUAUCGUAUCACUUAGUAGCACGCACGCAGUCAUGCAUGGGUGACUUUCGAGCGGCGCUGAACAACGAGAAGGAGACCUACGCGAUUUAUAAGCAGCAGCUGGGCGAGGAACACGAGAAAACGAAGGAGAGUAGCGAUUGCUUACGCCACCUGACCCAGCAAGCGGUCGUGCUACAAAAGAAAAUGAAUGAGAUUUACACGGGCAAGUCAGGCGUAAGCCUGCCACCGAUUCAGGUGCAGCCGCCUAGCAUGGGCUCUGUGCUGGACAUGCUCAACGUUAUCAAUGGCAUACUUUUCGUGCAAAUUAGCCAGCAGGAUAUCGAUAACUUCAAGGCAGAGAUCGAAAAGCGGCAAAAGGAACAGUCGCCGGAUGACGGCGAAGCCGUCCUGGCAAUCACCGAAAAGAAUUCCAAGAAGAACGAUAAAGAAAUAAAAAAAGCAACGGAAAAAGUCGAGAAGGUCGAGCAGAAGACAACAAAAGACUUGGAAGCUAGCAAAAUUGGCGCCUUAGAGUCGGGCGUGGCGACGAAGAGCUGAGUCUUUCGUUUGCCGACGACGAACAUUAGUAGUCUUUCCUUUCUUUUUUCUAAGCCCUAGUCCUUCGUCGUGAAAAAUGACGAUUUCGCGCGAGGAUCGUUGUGUACG
Molecule: messenger RNA, 4586 nt
Organism: Temnothorax curvispinosus
Lineage: Eukaryota; Metazoa; Arthropoda; Insecta; Hymenoptera; Formicidae
Product: clustered mitochondria protein homolog
Exons: 17
Coding region: 318-4478 (1386 amino acids)
Biological process (GO): intracellular distribution of mitochondria
Cellular component (GO): cytoplasm
Molecular function (GO): mRNA binding; protein binding
Source: RefSeq, a predicted model, not a curated record